Molecule: messenger RNA, 759 nt
Organism: Phaedon cochleariae (mustard beetle)
Lineage: Eukaryota; Metazoa; Arthropoda; Insecta; Coleoptera; Chrysomelidae
Source: the annotation of a GenBank genome assembly
ACCCUAGGUACGGCUAAGUGAAAUGUGAAAAGUCACUGAUUUGCAAUAUAAAUACCGGGUUUUCGCUUAGCAAGAAUCAAGUAUUAGUUGCCAAGCAACCAAAACGCAAAAAAUCUCAAUUUCCGUGAAUUUGUUGGUUACGGGGGUUUUGCUUAGGACAGCAGCGUUGGGGUGUGGGAUGAUCAGUACCCAAGGAUUAGACGUAAGAUGCCCGUCAAUUUAUAAACAUCUCAAUAAUUAUACGACUGUGUUAGUACUGUUAGUAUAUAUAGUAUGAUUUCUAUGGACAAAUAUUGACAUACCGUGCUGUAGCGUUCCCCCACCGCAAUGAUUAUUAUUUUCCUCCUGUCUGUUCAUGCUGUCAUGCAUUCAGUAAGCAAGUUUAUGAAAUCUGACAACACUGAGAAACGAAUUUCAUUUGUCCUUUUCAGUCUGUCCUCCAUUUUCUUCGAUCAUUGUUGAAAAUAAAGAUAUACAACCAUGGAAAAUGAUGCAGGAGAAACCGUUGACCUUUACUGUCCCAGGAAAUGCUCUGCUAGUAACAGAAUUAUACAUGCCAAAGACCAUGCCUCUAUCCAGUUGAGCAUUGCUGAUGUUGACCCCCAAACUGGAAUCAUGACUGACCAAUCUAGAAGUUAUGCCCUCUGUGGAGCUAUCAGAAGAAUGGGAGAAUCUGAUGAUUGCAUUGUUAGGUUAACAAAAAAGGAUGGAGUCCUUGCUAAGUAUGUACCAUUUGACAAUAUUUUAAAGUAUCACUAA